Messenger RNA from Naegleria lovaniensis, 1278 nucleotides. RefSeq lists its product as uncharacterized. Bases 1 to 1278 code for a protein of 425 amino acids. NCBI's taxonomy places the organism in Eukaryota, Heterolobosea, Eutetramitea, Acrasida, Naegleriidae. Gene Ontology annotation, biological process: D-serine catabolic process. Gene Ontology annotation, molecular function: D-serine ammonia-lyase activity. The transcript has a single exon. The record is from RefSeq and is a predicted model, not a curated record.
AUGAUCCACAACAAACAAUGGUCAUCCACACAUCAGAUCUCUUCUUCCUAUCAUACUCACUCUUCAUUCUUGUCAGCAACAACAACAUCAGGAGAGGAUGCACCUCCUAAAUGGUCAGAAUUGGAGAGCACUCCCACUGACAGUUCGUUUUGGAGCAGUGAAAUUAAAACUCCUUUCUUUCUGGUAGAUUUGCAAGUAUUGGAUCGAAAUUGCAGAACUAUGAUUCAAAAAGCAAAUGAAUGUGGUAUUUCGUUGAGACCUCAUGUGAAAACUCACAAAACGUUGGAGGGUGCCAAACAUCAAACCAUUGGAUUGAAAGAUCCAAAAUUGGUAGUGUCCACAUUGGCAGAAGCUGAAUAUUAUUCUGCACACUACAAAGAUAUUCACUAUGCUGUACCUGCAUUGACAAAAGCCAAAAUGAAACAAAUUGAAUCAUUGACAAGAAGAAUUCCAAAAUUUCACAUUGACGUGGAGAGUGAAUCAUCUUUGAAAAUCAUUGAAGAUUAUGCAAAAACUCACAAUAUUCAAUUUUCUGUUUUUGUACAAGUAGAUUGUGGACAGCAUCGAGUAGGUGUUGAUCCAAGUGAUGAAGCAUCUUUACGUCUUGUUCAAAAGAUAUAUGAAUCUCCAAAUGUCAAACUUGCUGGAAUCUAUACACAUGCUGGACAAUCUUAUUCAUGUCGUGGAAAGGAAGAAAUUAGAAGAGUGGUCAUGCAAGAAGCUCAAAUCAUUUCAGACUUUGCACAAAAACUUCAUCGUAUGGGAAUUCAUCCCAAUACUGUUGCCGUUGGAUCGACUCCAACUUGUGCAGUUGGAACUCGUGAAGAAUGGUCCAACACUUUGGUGAAUGAAAUUCAUCCUGGAAAUUAUGUUUUUUAUGAUUACAUGCAAACAAGAAUUGGUAGUUGUGAUAUUAAGGAUUGCUCCGCAUUUGUCGUUGCUUCAGUUAUUGGACAUCGACCAAGCAUGAAUCAAUUAACCAUUGAUGCUGGUGCACUUGCCUUAAGUAAGGACAUAGGAUGUUCGAAUGUGAGUUGUGCUUCCUAUGGUUAUAUCAAAGAAGAUGAGACUCUGCAAAUUACCAAUCUAACUCAAGAAAUUGGAAUUGUGACUAGUGAGAAACCAAUCAAUUUUGAAGCAUUUCGAAUUGGUACCAAGUUGACCAUCAUCCCAAAUCAUAGUUGCUUAUCAGCUGCCCUGUUUGACAAGUAUUACGUUAUUAAUAAUUCCAAGGAAGCCAAGUUGAUCGAUAUUUGGUCCAACAUCAGAGGUUGGUAG